GCGUUGCCAGGUGCCACGAAAGUGGGGCCGACGAAAAAAAGCAACAGAAAAGCGAAAUGAAAUGAAGGAACAACAAUAAAAGAAACUCUACUUUGUAGUAUUAUUAACCAAAAAGCGCGGCGCGCUCACAAUGUUGGUGACUGCGAACGGCGGCGGUUGUCUUUUUAGCGAGUGAGCGGAGCGGUUGUUUACAUUCUGACAGAAAGACCACAACAAAUAGUCUUGAAUAACAACAACAAUGGAACAUGCAAAUAAAAUGCACGUAAAGCGGCACAAAUAAAUGAUUUAAAAUUAACAUCCGAUACGAUGACCAUUUAAAAAGGAGAAAGAACGAAAGAAUUCAAAAAGCGCAAAAGAGAGGCAAAGAAAGUAAAAAAAUCAGGCCAAACCGAUUUGUUUUGUUUUUUUUUUGUUGUGUGCCUUGAGUGGGUUUUCUUUUUUUGUGCACAAGAAUAACAAAUGAAACACAUCACUUAAAAUGGAAUUUCUGGAGAACCUGUACAAAACGCUGCAGAGCCUACUGUCCUCCUACAUCGAUCUGGAUUAUUCGCUAUGGCUAUACCGUUUCUUGACCCCGCUAAUUGUCACCUUUCUGCUGCCUUUGGUCUUCGUGGCCCUCAUCUACAUUUCAUUUCUGGUGCUUUUUAUCUACAAGUUGCACAGGCAGGUGAUAAUGCGAGCAGUGCAAGGGGAUCGCAACUUCUGGCGGGUUGGCCGGAAGAUUGUGGCGGCCAUUUGGGAUGCCCACGCCCGGAUUUACCAUGGCUACGAGGUGAUCGGGCUGGAGAAUGUGCCGCAGGAGGGUCCAGCGCUGAUUGUCUACUACCACGGAGCAAUACCCAUCGACAUGUACUAUCUGAACUCGAGAAUGUUGUUGCAGCGCGAGCGUUUGAUAUACACGAUCGGGGAUCGCUUCCUUUUCAAGUUGCCCGGCUGGGGCACAAUUUCGGAGGCAUUCCACGUCAGUCCCGGCACCGUGCAAUCGUGCGUGAGCAUCCUGCGGGAUGGGAAUCUACUGGCCAUUUCCCCAGGCGGCGUCUACGAGGCGCAGUUCGGGGACCACUACUAUGAGCUGCUGUGGCGGAAUCGGGUCGGAUUCGCCAAGGUGGCCAUCGAGGCGAAGGCCCCGAUCAUUCCGUGCUUCACGCAGAAUCUGCGGGAGGGCUUCCGCCAGGUGGGCAUCUUCCGCACCUUCUUCAUGCGGCUGUACAACAAGGUGCGCAUUCCAGUGUACCCCAUCUAUGGCGGAUUCCCCGUCAAGUUCCGCACGUACCUGGGCAAGCCCAUUCCGUAUGACGAGAACCUAACGCCGCAGGAUUUGCAGAUCAAGGUAGCCACAGCUAUAGAGGAUCUGAUCAACCAGCACCAGCGUUUGCCUGGGAGCAUUUUGCUAGCCCUGCUGGAUCGCCUUCCGUCCUUCAGGAGACGCAUCAAGAAGAAGGAUGAGUGAUCCGGAUCGAGAGCCUCACGAGUUAAUCCCAUUUCCGUAUAGAGUAUAGAGAGAUUAACAGAUUGACUUUGGUUCUGGCCAUAUAAAGACUUUGUUCCAUGUACUUCAUGAUGUAUAGGCAGCGCCAUAUAUAUCUCAGUAGAUCAUACUUACAUAUAUCUUAAAUAAUCUUUGUAAAUGUCGCCCAGCCCCAAUGGCUUCCCUUUUUUUUUGUUUUGUUUGUUAGUCACUUCUCCAGUUCAUUGAAAUCCGGACGCGUACUUGCUUAAGUAAUACACACGUAGAUCGUAUAAACGUUUUAAUUAGCCCUAAAGUAAGACUAACCAGCCCCCCCUUGAGUCAAACACCGAACAAAGAAAACCUCUACCUUAAUUUUGUAUAUCGGUUUUCAACAAAGAGAAAUACCUUAACCAUUUUUGAUUUCGUUUUCUUUCUUUUUAGUGUAAUUUUAGACACAUUAAACAAUUAUCUAAUUAGUUUUGCAUUAAGUAUAUCAUGCAUAUAUCAUUUUUGUACCUUUUUUAUGCAAAAAAAAAACAAAAAGCUAACAAAGAAAAGACGAAAGAGUGAGUGUAUGCAGGUCUGUAAGUGAGUGCGAUUGUGUGUACUAUAUAGUUAAGGAAAUCGUGUAUAAUAUAGCUGUAAUAUCGGAGUAUUCCAAGUGACAGGAAUUUCCAAAAGGAAGAUGAAAUAAAACUAAAAAA
Messenger RNA from Drosophila rhopaloa, 2154 nucleotides. RefSeq names its product transmembrane protein 68. Gene Ontology annotation, molecular function: acyltransferase activity. Gene Ontology annotation, cellular component: membrane. Lineage: Eukaryota; Metazoa; Arthropoda; Insecta; Diptera; Drosophilidae. The transcript has 4 exons. The record is from RefSeq and is a predicted model, not a curated record. The coding region runs from base 479 to 1450 and encodes 323 amino acids.